AUGGCUUCUCACUCUUCGACUCUCUUCUCUUCGUCUCCUACCUUCGCUCCCUUCUCCUCCCAUCGUCUCCUUCAUUCUCCCAAUCUCUCCACUGUCCGCUUUUCCCGACCCAUCAGGAGUAAACCCAAUUUGGCCUUGCGAUGUUCAGUCUCAAUCGAGAAAGAAGUCCCCGAGACAGAGCGACCUUUCACUUUCCUUAGAGACUCCGAUGAUGCCACUCAAUCUUCUUCUUCAGCUUCUUCCGUCAGGGCUCGUUUCGAGACUAUGAUAAGGUCUGUUCAAGACAGUGUUUGCGAGGCCAUUGAAGCUGUAGAAGGCGGUCCGAAAUUCAAAGAAGAUGUUUGGUCUCGACCCGGUGGAGGCGGCGGAAUCAGCCGUGUUUUGCAGGACGGAAAUGUCUUUGAGAAAGCCGGGGUCAAUGUCUCUGUGGUUUAUGGUGUUAUGCCUCCUGAAGCUUAUAGAGCUGCUAAAGGCUCUGCUUCCGAUCAGAAACCCGGCCCGGUUCCGUUCUUCGCCGCCGGAGUCAGCUCGGUUUUGCAUCCCAAGAACCCUUUUGCCCCAACUCUUCAUUUCAACUAUCGUUAUUUCGAGACGGAUGCUCCAAAGGAUGUUCCUGGAGCUCCGAGGCAAUGGUGGUUUGGCGGUGGAACUGAUUUCACACCAGCUUACAUCUUCGAAGAGGACGUCAAGCAUUUCCAUUCGAUUCAAAAGCAAGCCUGUGACAAAUUCGAUCCUUCCUUCUAUCCCCGUUUCAAGAAAUGGUGCGAUGACUACUUUUACAUCAAGCACCGUGAUGAGAGACGAGGACUUGGAGGGAUAUUUUUUGAUGAUCUUAAUGAUUAUGAUCAGGAAAUGCUUCUGUCGUUUGCCACUGAAUGUGCAAACUCAGUGGUACCAGCUUAUAUACCGAUAGUAGAGAAAAGGAAAGACACGGAAUUCACAGAGAAGCACAAGGCAUGGCAACAGUUGCGGAGAGGGAGAUAUGUCGAAUUCAACUUGGUGUAUGAUCGUGGAACGACAUUUGGUCUGAAGACAGGAGGGAGAAUAGAAAGUAUUCUUGUCUCUCUUCCGCUGUCAGCAAGAUGGGAAUAUGAUCAUAAACCGGAAGAGGGGACCGAAGAGUGGAAGCUAUUGGAUGCUUGUAUCAACCCGAAGGAGUGGAUCUAG
This is a messenger RNA of Microthlaspi erraticum, 1167 nucleotides long. The record is from the annotation of a GenBank genome assembly. Lineage: Eukaryota; Viridiplantae; Streptophyta; Magnoliopsida; Brassicales; Brassicaceae.